UAUUUAUUUUUUUAAUUUUUCUAAUUUUAUGGAGAAACCAUAAAGCCCAAGCCCAAGCCCUCUUUUUUAUAUAUGCCAGCUCUCUCUGCCUCUUCUUCUAAGAGUCAGUCCUCUGUCAUGGAAGAACCAGUGGUUUCAGAGUGUGAAGUUCAAACCUCGUCCCCUACUUCAUCUUCCACCACCAUCACCGCCGCCGCCACCACCACCACCACCAUCCCAACCUCUGCCUCCUCCUCCUCCUCCUCCUUGACCACUAGCUACACAGAAUUGGAGCAGAAUCAGAAGAAACCAGCAGAAGUGAAGACCCAAAAAGGUUCGAGGAAAGUGGAAGCAACAACCAGUGGCAGUGAGAGUAAGAAACGCCAUAAGAGUGGCAGCGACGGCAAACACCCAACCUAUCGCGGUGUUCGGAUGCGUAAUUGGGGGAAAUGGGUUUCUGAAAUUCGAGAACCCAGAAAGAAAUCAAGGAUCUGGCUUGGAACAUUUCCAACACCAGAAAUGGCGGCUCGAGCCCAUGAUGUAGCCGCUCUCACCAUUAAAGGCAAUUCAGCUUACCUCAACUUCCCAGAGCUAGCUCAAGACCUUCCCCGACCUGCCACCACUUCUCCAAAAGACAUCCAAGCCGCCGCCGCUAAAGCAGCAGCAACUGUGUUCACGGUAACUACGACAAGCCAUGUAACCGAAGCUGAGGAAGCUGAACAGAGCCGAGCCGAGCUGACAAUUACCCACUCCCCUACUCCUACUACAACGUCAGAAGACACUCAAGAAUCCUCCUCAAUUUCUCUAUCCAUGGACAAGGAUGAGACAUUGUUCAUAGACCUUCCAGACCUCCUUAUAGACCUCACUGGGGCCGCCGCCACCGCCGAUCCAAGUGACGGGUUUGGGCUCUAUUCGUCUUGGUUAUCAAAUUCCGGCGACCUCGGAUUCCGGCUAGAGGAACAACCGUUCUUGUGGGAGUACUACUAGAGAGAAGAGAAAGAGAAA
Messenger RNA from Telopea speciosissima, 984 nucleotides. Its product is annotated as ethylene-responsive transcription factor ERF034. The transcript has a single exon. NCBI's taxonomy places the organism in Eukaryota, Viridiplantae, Streptophyta, Magnoliopsida, Proteales, Proteaceae. Gene Ontology annotation, biological process: regulation of DNA-templated transcription. Gene Ontology annotation, molecular function: DNA binding; DNA-binding transcription factor activity. The record is from RefSeq and is a predicted model, not a curated record. Bases 73 to 966 code for a protein of 297 amino acids.